AUGAUGAAAGAAAAAGAUAAGAAACAGAAGAAAAAAAGAUCAGUAGAAAAAAAAGAGUAUCAUAGUUCUUGUGAAAGCAUGAACGAUGAAGAGAGGGUUUCUUCUGAGGACGAAAAUAAAAAAAGAAAAAACAAAGAAGACGAUAAAGAUAUAAGAGAACGAGAAAAAAGUAAAAAACAUGAUGAGGACAAAAUGAAAAAGAAAAAAGUAUACGAAGAAAAUUAUAAUAAUGAAGAUGGGAACAUAAUAAAAAAAAAGAAAAAAAAUUCACAAAAUGAAGAAAUGAACAAUGAUAAUAAAAAUAAUGAUAAUGAUGAUCAAGAUGAUGAACAUAAUAGUAAAUAUAAUGAUUGUAAAAGAAAACAUAAAAGUAAUAGUAAAAUUAUUGAUGAUCCAAAUAAUAGUGAUAAUGAUAUAAAAAGAAGGAAAGAAAUGAAAAAAAGAAGAAAAAAAAAUGAUACAAAUAAAAGAGAUACAAAUAAAAGAGAUACAAAUAAAAGAGAUACAAAUAAAAGAGAUACAAAUAAAAGAGAUACAAAUAAAAGAGAUACAAAUAAAAGCGAUACAAAUAAUAGCGAUACAAAUAAAAGCGAUACAAAUAAUAGCGAUACAAGUUCAAUCAAUUCUAAUAUGUCUAAUAAUUAUAAAAAGAAUACUUCUGACAUUUCUGAAAUGUCUGAUAAUUCCUCAACAAAUACGAGAAGAAAGAAAUAUAGAGAAGAAGUGAUGAGAAAAAGAAAAAGAGAUAGAAGCUCUGAGUACAAAAUUAAAGGAUCCUAUAAAAAUAUUGAAAUACGAAUGAAGAAUAAAAAUAAAUAUAGAGAAAAGAAAAAAGGAAGAAGCCAAAAUUCAAGCAACACAAAAAGCGACCAUUCGAGUAAUGAAAAGAAUUAUAAAAAGAUUAAUGAUAAUAAUAAGUAUACUAGUAACGAUGAUGAUAGUAGUAGCAAUGAUUCUUCAAAUAGUAAUAAUGGUAGUAAUAAUUAUAGUGAUUAUAGUAGUACUCAAAAGUCACGUAGAAACAAACUUAUAAGAAAUGUAAGCUCAAGCGCUAGUAUAAGUGAAAGGAGGAGGAACAAAAGAAAAAGAAGACGUUCAAGAUCGAUAAGUAUCGAAAGAAGGAUUAAGGAGAAACACAGAAAUAUAGAAGAUGAAGACUCAGAGGAAAGUGACAGCAAAUGGAGGAGAAGAAAAAGGGAACGAAGCAGAGAUAAAUAUAAAGAAAGACGCAGGGAUAGUAUUCGAGAUAGGGAUAAAGAAAGGUAUAGGGAUAAAGAAAGAUAUAGGGAAAGAGAAAGAGAUAGGGAUAGAGAUAGGGAUAGGGAGAGAGAUAGGGAUAGAGAUAGGGAGAGAGAAAGAGAAAGACACCGACAUAGAGAAAGAGAAAGAGAAAGAGACCGAGAAAGAGAUAGAGACCGAGAAAGAGAAAGAGAAAGACGUAAAAGCUACAAGUUUGAUUCUCCGCCUCACUCAUGUGACGAGGAAGAUAAUAUAAAAUUAUCGAAGACCACCAUUUCAAAUAACAACAAAUCGAUGAGCAUUCUAAGUAAUAGUAUGCCAACAUUAAAUAGUAAUAAUAUAGUAUUAAAUAAUGAUUUAUCUGUAGUUAAUAAUUCUGGUUCUAAUAACAAUAUUGAAAGUUUAAUACAGACUUUGAAUAGUAAUAUUUUGAGCCCUAAUAAUAGCAGCUUAACAACUAGUCACAUUUUAAAUAAUAAUAAUAAUAAUAAUUCGAUAUUAAACGAGAGUAACCUUAUAAGUAACAAGUUAAGAAACAAUUUGUUAUUAGAAGAAAAGAAUUUAUUAUUAAAACAAUCACAUUUGAAUUUAUUAUUAAAUAAUCAAUUGAAAUUAAAUAAUGUAAUGUCUUUACAAAAUUUAUAUAAGAAUGUAUUAAAUAUAAAUGACUUAAAUUUACCAACAAUUGAUGUAAAUAUAGAGAAGACCGCUAGAGAAUUAUAUGUUGGUAACAUUCCACAGCAUAUAGAUAUACAAGAAAUUGUAAAAUAUUUAAAUUCUUGUUUAUUAAUUUUAUAUAAUAAAGAAAAUGAAAAUGAGAAUAUUUGUUUAAAAGCAUGUAUAAGAGGUGAUACACAUUAUGCUUUUGUAGAAUUUAGAAAUAUUCAGGAUACAUCUAAUUGUAUGUUAUUAAAUGGUAUUAAUUUUUAUGGAAAUAAUCUAAGAAUUGGAAGACCGAAAACUUUUCCUAUUGAAUAUCAUAGUUUAAUACCACAAGCAACUAUUCCAGCUAUUGAUAAUUAUUAUUUAUCUCAAGGAUUAAUUGGAUUAAGGUCUUUUAUUAUUUUUUGUAAAAAUGAAGAAAAAAUGAAAAAUGAUGGAUUACCUGUUAAUAUGAUAAAAUUACAAAAAUUAUGUGUAUCGAAUAUAUCAAAGAAUAAUGAUACAAGUAAAAUUAAAGAAUUAUUAGAAGCUUUUGGAGAAAUCAAAAAUUUUGAAUUUUUUUAUGGAGAUGAAACAUCAGACACAUAUAUAAGCUUAGUAGAAUAUGUAAAUACCGAGAAUGCUAUACAAGCACAUAAAAUAUUAAAUCAAAAUACAAGUUAUAAAAUUCAAUUCGAACAUGAAAUAAUUAAUGAUCCUCAUAUAAAUAAUAUAAUUAAAAAUAAAUAUAUGAAAACAGAAAAUUCGAUACUUUCUCUACAAGUUCCUACGAAAGUAAUCGUUCUUAAUAAAAUAGCAACCUUUGAGGAACUUUCAGAUUCGAGUGAAUAUAAGGAUAUAGUGGAAGACAUCAAAAUUGAGUGCGACAAAUAUGGAAAGACAUUGGAGGUAGUGUUACCUGUUUUUUCGUAUAGAACGUAUGAGUAUUUGAAGAGGGUAUCGAAAAAAACGCAGGCAGGAAAUGUAGACCCUUUGGAAAAUCCCAUGGAUAAAGAAAAUAAAAAUGAUGGUGAUAAUAAAAAUGAUGAUGAUAAUAAUAAAAAUGAUGGUGAUGAUAAUAAUAAUGAUAGUAAUGAUAAUAAUAAUAAUGAUGGUGAUGACAAUAAUAAUGAUGGUGAUAACAAUAAUGAUGAUGACAAUAAUAAUGAUGAUGACAAUAAUAAUGAUGGUGAUGACAAUAAUGAUGAUGAUAACGAAGAAGAAGAUUUAACACAUCCUAAUUAUGAUCUUACAUCUAUAGGAUGUGCCUUUAUCCAUUUUGAAAAUAUAGAAUCUGCAACAAAAGCUAGAAAAGAAUUAAGUGGUAGAAAAUUCGGAGCAAAUAUUAUUGAAGCAAAUUAUUUUAGUGAAAAAAAAUUCUUAAUGAAAAAUUUUAAAAAUGUAAAAUAUAAUUUUAAAAAAUCGCAUUCUUCCCUCUUUAAUGUAAACUUAAAAUUAGGUAAUUUGACCUACUCAGACUGUUCAGAUGAUGAGUAA
Molecule: messenger RNA, 3378 nt
Organism: Plasmodium falciparum 3D7
Lineage: Eukaryota; Apicomplexa; Aconoidasida; Haemosporida; Plasmodiidae
Product: putative RNA-binding protein
Molecular function (GO): nucleic acid binding; RNA binding
Source: RefSeq, a predicted model, not a curated record